UCAGGGGUUCAGUCACCAUGUCCAAAAGUAAAAGCUCAGAGUCUGUGAAGGUUGUUGUGCGAUGUCGCCCCAUGAAUGAAAAGGAGCGUGCAGCCAACUACGAGAGGGUGGUUUCCAUGGAUGUGAAGCUCGGACAGGUGUCCGUGCGUAACACCCGGGGAACAUCUGGCCACGAUCAGCCCAAGGUGUUUACCUUUGAUUCGGUCUACGACUGGAGCUCCAAACAGGUGGAGCUCUAUGACGAGACCUUCAGGCCGUUGGUGGACUCUGUUUUACUAGGCUUCAAUGGCACCAUCUUUGCUUAUGGUCAGACAGGCACAGGGAAGACCUACACAAUGGAGGGGAUACGUAAUGAUCCUGAGAGGAGAGGUGUCAUCCCCAACUCAUUUGAACAUAUCUUCACCCACAUCUCUCGCUCCCAGAAUCAGCAGUACCUGGUUAGGGCAUCCUAUCUGGAGAUUUAUCAAGAGGAGAUUAGAGACCUGCUGUCCAAGGACCAGUCCCGUCGUUUGGAGCUAAAAGAGAGGCCAGAUACGGGUGUUUUCGUCAAAGACCUGUCGUCCUUCGUCACUAAGAACGUGCGGGAGAUAGAACACGUCAUGAACGUGGGUAACCAAAACCGCUCGGUUGGUGCCACCAACAUGAAUGAACACAGCUCCCGCUCCCAUGCCAUUUUUGUCAUUACCAUUGAAUGCAGUGAGCUUGGACCUGAUGGUGAAAACCAUAUCCGUGUAGGCAAGCUCAACUUGGUGGACCUUGCUGGAAGUGAAAGGCAAACCAAGACUGGUGCUCAAGGAGAACGGCUUAAGGAAGCCACCAAGAUUAACCUGUCUCUUUCAGCUUUAGGCAAUGUUAUUUCCGCCCUGGUGGAUGGAAAGAGUACUCACAUCCCGUACAGGGACUCUAAGCUAACGAGAUUGCUUCAAGAUUCUUUGGGAGGCAAUGCCCGUACUGUAAUGGUUGCUAAUAUCGGGCCAGCCUCCUACAAUGUGGAGGAGACACUAACAACUUUACGUUACUCCAACCGGGCUAAAAACAUCAAGAACAAACCUCGCAUCAAUGAGGAUCCAAAGGAUGCUCUACUCAGGGAGUUCCAGGAAGAGAUUGCCCGGUUGAAGGAACAGCUAGAGAAACGAUCAGGCAAGAGGAGAAGGAAGAGGAGGCGGAGAAGGCCUGGAGAGGGAGGGGAGGAACUGGAAGAGGGUGAAGAAGAGGAAGAGGAGGAGGAAGAAGAGGAGGAAGGAGGUGCUGAUGCAGAUUAUUGGCGGGAUCAGCAGGACAAACUGGAGAAAGAGAGGAGGGCUAUAAUGGAAGACCACAGUCUUGUGGCAGAGGAGAAACAGAAGUUGCUGAGAGAGAAGGAGAAAAAGAUGGAUGACCUCCGAAGAGAGAGGGAGGCAAGCGAGCAGCUUGCAGCUAAAGUCAAGGCAAUGGAAAGUAAGCUUCUUGUUGGAGGGAAGAACAUUGUGGACCACACUAAUGAACAGCAGAGGAUACUGGAGCAGAAGCGGCAAGAAAUUGCUGAACAGAAAAGGCGGGAACGGGAGAUGCAGCAGCAAGUAGAGUUUCGAGAUGAAGAAACCCUUGAACUUAAAGAGACCUACAGUUCCCUGCAGCAAGAAGUCGACAUCAAGACCAAGAAACUGAAGAAACUCUUUGCCAAGCUGCAGGCUGUGAAGACGGAGAUCCACGAUGUUCAGGAGGAGCACAUUAAAGAGAGGCAGGAGCUGGAACAGACACAGAAUGAGCUGACUAGAGAACUGAAACUUAAGCACUUAAUUAUAGAGAACUUUAUCCCUCUGGAGGAGAAGAAUAAGAUCAUGGGAAGAGCCUUCUUCGAUGAGGAUGCAGACAAAUGGCAAAUACAACCCAUCACCCGCAUCCAAGAAGAUCAGCAGAUGAUGAGGAGGCCAGUGUCUGCGGUGGGGUAUCGGAGACCCUUGUGUCAGCACGCCCGCAGGGCUAUGAUGAUGCAGCCGGAUGUGAGAUACAGGGCUGAGAAUGUCAUGAUGCUGGAACUGGACAUGCCCACACGCACCACCAAGGACUAUGAGGAGCCUGUUAUUGCGCCCAGAGUAGCUGCUGCUCUGGAGGAUGCACUGCGUGAUGAGGAUGAGAUCCAGGUGGAUGCUUCAAGCUUUCACAACAGUCUGGGACCAAGCCCUCCAGGGACCAUGGCUCUGUCGGGGUCUGGAAAGAAGCCCAAGUCUGGUCGGCCAAAAACUGGCAAGAAGUCCACCACUCCCACCUCUGCACACAGCCCUUCAAGCUCAGGACACCCUUUAUAUCCACAGUCUCGCGGGUUGGUACCGAAGUGA
This is a messenger RNA of Chanos chanos (milkfish), 2318 nucleotides long. RefSeq names its product kinesin family member 3B (gene kif3b). Gene Ontology annotation, molecular function: microtubule binding; microtubule motor activity; ATP binding. Gene Ontology annotation, cellular component: microtubule. The record is from RefSeq and is a predicted model, not a curated record. Gene Ontology annotation, biological process: microtubule-based movement; mitotic cell cycle. Lineage: Eukaryota; Metazoa; Chordata; Actinopteri; Gonorynchiformes; Chanidae. Bases 18 to 2318 code for a protein of 766 amino acids. The transcript has 8 exons.